Molecule: messenger RNA, 2985 nt
Organism: Cryptosporidium ubiquitum
Lineage: Eukaryota; Apicomplexa; Conoidasida; Eucoccidiorida; Cryptosporidiidae
Exons: 1
Coding region: 1-2985 (994 amino acids)
Source: RefSeq, a predicted model, not a curated record
AUGAAAUCGUUAAGGCUAAUGUUAACUCAAUGCAAAUGGAGAACUUGCUUCUUUACUACUUUUAUUGCUAUUUUCUUUUGCUUUUGUCCUGGAAACCUUGCCGAGUCAAAUAUCCAGAAUGAGCAAGAUUUACAGGGCACUUACAAAACAGCAUUAUCAGGGUAUUCUAACUAUCCACAGCAGCACCAAAUCAAAAAGUACAAAUUCGAUAGCCAUGCUAAAGAUCCAGUUUGUGGUUUACCUGAAGACCGAGAGGAGUACUUGGAACUUCUUUCUAUUACUAGACAAUUCGAGUCUACUCUUUUACAUAAAGUACCUAAAGGAAAGCAACUAGCUCAACUUAUCCCGGUUGAGCUUUUUUGUGCACAAAUGCAGCCAAUAUUCAAAUGUUUACUACGAAAAAACUCUUCAUCAAGCUCUAAGGAUCCCCUAAAUCUUGUCUUCAAGACUGCUACAGGACAUACUUGGCUGGUUUUUAAAGGUUCUCAUGCUAAAGUGGUUGCAGGAUAUAUGACAACUCCAUCGCAUGGGUAUCACAUUGAAGAUGACUUCCAGUUUAUUUCUGAUAAGUACAAUCAAGAUGAACGCAAAUUUUUGUAUGUAAAUAAGGAUGAAUCUUUACAUUUUGAUGCAAAUUCUGAAUUUUACAAAUUUUUCAGACCUAGAUCAACUCCUAUGUCUAAUCUAAGAGUAUUUUUUCACGGAAAUGGAAUAUACGACCCUGGUUGGCUUAAAGAUGGAGUUACAAUUCAAGUGGCUAUUAAAGGUCAGAUCAUUAAGAACUUUCAAAGAUGUGAAACUUUUUGGAAUAGAGAAAAAGAGUAUACUUUGUUUCUUUCCUCCUCUGAAGUUUGGAAAACCUACCAGGGAUAUGUUAACUUUGUCCCAGGAGUAUUUUCAUUAUACUCAAUCUCUGUCUCUAUGACUGAAACUUCUAAUACUAAUUACUUAAAGGGUACUCAUCAACAUAAUAAGGCCUUAAAUAAACAAAAUUUAGUUUCAACAAAGGUGGAUUCUAGUCAGAUUAUUUCUGAUUUGAAAAAUAAAGACAGCCAAUUUUCUGAGUUUUUAAUCAUGGAGUACUCUCAUGGCAUGAAGUUUGAUGGGUUUAAAAAGAGACUUAAAUCUUUAGCUGCAGUUUAUUACUACAAUCUUACUGAUGACUGGCAGGGAUGGUUCAAUAAUAGCUUAUUCUUAUUAUAUAUGGGUUUUUCCAUCAUUUCUACAUUCUCCACAACUGGUAGAUAUCUUUAUAUGCAUUGUGAUUUACAUGGAGACAAUAUAAUAAUCCAAAAUGUCCCAACUAUGACUCUUUCCAGAAUUUUAUUUACUAAUAUGCAAAAACUUGUUAAACUUGAAAAUGUUAAGAUUAUUGACCAUAUGUUUGUUUGGACACCAAAAAAUAUUGGAGAUAGAAAUCGAUCAAUUCCAUGUACUGAUUUACAAGAAAUUUCUGUAACUGAUACUGAAUGUCUCACAGCUCUUUUAAUUGGACCCUUAUUCAGAUGGGACUAUUAUCCGUUUGAGAUUGCUCCAGAAAGCACUGAAAACUUUAAGAUGAUUAAUAAAAAGGCCAUGAACUUUUUUGAGAAAAUCAUGAACAUUCCUGAAUGGAGACGUAUAUCAAGUUAUUAUGUUGGGAAGGCCCCAGAAUGGUAUCGCCAAUGGAAGAGAUUUGGUUCCAAAUCUAGUGAUGUUUCUAUUAACACUUUUAAUGAACAAUUUGAGGGUAUUAUGAUGGUUUGUGAUUAUCUCCAGGAUUUCAUGGCUGAAAAUGGAGUUUUACAAAGUUCACCUUGUGUCCAGUUCCAUUCAUAUUUGAGAGGAUAUGCCAUGUUUAACUAUAGAGCAAUGCGUAUUGGAUAUUGUGUAAAGCAACACAUUUCAGAGAUUUUAUCAAACUUAAUAAAUACUGAGACUAAAACAAUCUCUGAUCUUAGAAUCUCUUAUUGGGAUUUGUCUAGACUUUCUCUUUUGUUUUAUUGGAAUUUGUUGGCAAGCAAUAUGGAGACAUGUUUACCAUCUCAUAAUGAAAAACAAGGUUUUGUAUUCGAAUUUGGAGGAGUGCAAGCUGUUUUAAAGAACGAAAAAUGCUCUGUUAUAAAGCAGUGUAUACUAGAGGAAAAUCGGAUAAACAAAGCCAAGUUACAGAAAUUGGAUAUUGUAAAUGAUAAAAUAAAUGGUUAUAGUAUUUAUAAUAAAGGUCCCAGCAAAUCUUUAAAAAAUAGUUACGAUAGUUUUAUGAAACAUAUAAGGAGCCAAGAAUUUAAAAGUCAGAAGAUUAACUCUUCGAACAGAGACCUCCAAAAUCUUACUCUGGAAACAAUUUCUGUAUUGAAUGGUGAUUUAGGAAAAGGGAUUUCAAAUAAGGCUACUAAUAUUAUUGAGACAAAAAAUGCCUUUGAUUAUGAAGAAUUUUUACUUGACAGAUGGAUUUUUAAUCUUUAUUAUCAGUCUAAUCUUUCUCUUUCUCUGACUCUUGUUGGUCUCAGAUUCUCUUUUAGAGUUGAAUCAUCUUUUACUGGAAAAAGAGGACAGCUAAAUACUAUUUUAAAGUUUUUGAAGGGAAGCGCUUCUAUUUUGGAUAUAACUUCGAACGGAACAAGAGAUAUGUCAGAGAAUGAGAUCCUACUUUCAUGUGAGAUGUUUUAUAAAACUUACUAUGAGAUUGCAAUUAAAAAAUACAUUGAUGACAGUAAGAACAGAGAAAAUUGCAGAAAGGUCGUAGAAGGAAUAGAAUCUGACCGAAAUUAUAAACGCUUUAAAUCCAGUCCUAAAUUUAAUUACUAUUCUGAAGAUAUUAAAAAUUCUCUCUUUGAGUCUAAUGGUCAACAGAAACUAAAGAUAAUUCAUCCGAACUACAUUUGUAAAUACGACUUUCUUAAUUUUAACACCAAAGCUUCGCCGAAUAACGAGAUAAUUAGACAAGGCUUUUGCAAUAUUCUCAUAAAGCCACUGAAUUACAUUGAUAUCAAAGUUUAUUAG